This is a messenger RNA of Aphanomyces invadans, 3184 nucleotides long. RefSeq names its product valine-tRNA ligase. NCBI's taxonomy places the organism in Eukaryota, Oomycota, Saprolegniomycetes, Saprolegniales, Verrucalvaceae. Bases 17 to 3118 code for a protein of 1033 amino acids. Gene Ontology annotation, cellular component: cytosol. The transcript is spliced from 18 exons. Gene Ontology annotation, biological process: valyl-tRNA aminoacylation. Gene Ontology annotation, molecular function: aminoacyl-tRNA deacylase activity; ATP binding; valine-tRNA ligase activity. The record is from RefSeq and is a predicted model, not a curated record.
GAUCGCUUGGCGGAAAAUGCUGAUGCGAGCAUGGCACGCGGCGAGGCGUGCCAAGGGCCGCCAGUUCAUGCAAACCUCCCGCAGUUUGUCGUCAUUGCCCGAUAACAUCAAGCAGCGCGUGCAUGUGGACCCCAUGGCGUCCACGUAUGAUCCACAGGCAGUCGAAAACGGAUGGCAAGCGUUCUGGGAAACCCAGCUCGUCAACGCCAAACACAAGAACGCGAAUGCGCCGCGCUUUACGAUGUUACUGCCGCCGCCCAACAUCACGGGCGCACUGCACAUCGGACACGCGUUGACUGUAACGAUCCAGGAUGCGCUGGCACGGUACCAUCGCAUGACAGGACACGAGGUGCUUUGGAUUCCUGGCCUCGACCACGCCGGUAUCGCGACGCAAAGUGUCGUGGAGAAGCAGCUGUGGAAGGAGCAAAAAUUGACGCGCCACGACGUUGGCCGCACUGCAUUUCUUGACCACGUGCACGCUUGGAACGCAACGUACGGUAGCCGCAUCUUGAACCAGCUAGAGCGCUUGGGGGCUCUGUUAAACAAGGACCACACGUUUUUCACGCUAGACGAGAAGCGAUCUACAGCAGUCGUCGACGCGUUCUGUCGCCUGCAUGCGAAAGGACUCGUGUACCGCCAUCGGCGCAUGGUGAAUUGGUGCCCGACGCUCCAAACAGCCAUCUCCGACAUCGAAGUGGACACAGUGCCGUUGACGAAGCGAACACUGUUGCCGAUUCCAGGCCAUGCCAAGCCGGUCGAGUUUGGCGUCAUGCAUCGGUUCAAGUACAAAGUGGACGGGGCCACGGCCGAGUUUGUCGAAGUCGACACAACACGACCAGAGACCAUCCUGGGCGAUGUCGCGCUGGCAAUUCACCCAGAUGACCCGCGGUACUUCCAUUUGCAUGGGAAGCACGUCGUCCACCCGUUCACAAAUGAACGGCUGCCCAUCGUUCUCGACGGCGUCCUGGUCGACCCAGCCUUGGGAACAGGUGUUGUCAAGAUCACGCCGGCCCAUGACGCCAACGAUUGGGCUUGUGCGCAGCGCCACAACCUUCCGCACGUUGUCGUGAUGGACAAACAGGCCAAGAUGGUCACGCCCCACGUUCCUGAUUUCCACGGCUUGGAUCGAUUCGACGCUCGUGCCGCCAUGGUGGCCAAGUUGCACGAGCUGGAGCUGUACGUCGAAAAGCUGGACCACCCCACAUCCGUGUCACUUUGCUCGCGAUCCGGCAAUGUCGUCGAACCGACGCUGUUGCCGCAGUGGUUUGUGAAUUGCACCAACAUGGCCGCCGCUUCCGCCAAGGCAGUACGAAACAGCAGCAUGGCGCUGGAGCCUGUCCAGCAGCAGCGCACGUGGUUUCACUUUUUGGACAACGUGCAGGACUGGUGUGUGUCGCGGCAACUUUGGUGGGGACAUCGCAUCCCUGCAUAUCGUGUGCAUUGGCACGGAAGCGACGACGGCGGCGACGACGCGUUGACGAACGAGCGAUGGGUCGUCGCGAGGGACGAAGUGGAGGCGCGUCGGCUCGCCAUUGAAAAGUUUGGAGACCAACCUGCCAUGACGCUCAAACAAGACGAAGACGUGUUGGACACGUGGUUCAGCGCCGCGCUCCUGCCGCUCUCGGCUCUGGAAUGGCCGACCGACGACAACGUUCCCGAAGCUAUCCAAUCCAUGUACCCGUUGAACGUGAUGGAGACUGGUGCCGACAUUUUGUUCUUUUGGGUGGCGCGCAUGAGUAUGCUGUGUCACGAGUUGAGUGGCCGCCAGCCGUUCGACAAGGUGUGGCUGCACCCCAUGGUGCGGGACAAGAGCGGUCGGAAGAUGUCGAAGAGCCUGGGCAACGUCAUCGAUCCGCUGCAUGUCAUUGCAGGGAUUGACCUCCCCACCCUCCUCCAUGACCUCCAACAAGGUAAUUUGGACCCGAAGGAGCUCGUUCGCGCCGAGAAAGACCUGAAAAAAGAGUUUCCGUCGGGGAUUCCGCGCUGCGGUACCGACGCCCUGCGCCUCACGCUAUCGCUGUACUUGGCUCAAGGACGGCAAAUCAACAUGGACUUGCAGCGCGUUGUGGCCUCACGUCACUUUUGCAAUAAAAUGUGGAACGCGUUUCGUUACGCGUUGCCGCUCCUUCCUCCGUCUGCCGGUGAUGCACCAACCUUGGAUGUUCACCGUCCACACAUGGGUCUGGCCGACCGGUGGAUUCUCAGCCGCAUGGCCGACGCCGUGGCCAAGUCGCAUGACGGGUUUCAAUCGUUCCGACUAGCGGCCAGCGCGACAGCAGCCCAGCGAUUCUUUUUGCAGGACCUGUGCGAUGUUUACAUUGAAUUUUCCAAGCCCGUCUUGUACACUGCGACGGCGGAUGAUGCGGACGGCGGCGCUUCCAACGAGCGGCGGGAAAGCGCGCAAGCCACGUUGCGCCACUGCUUGGAUACGUCCGUCCGACUCUUGCAUCCCUUCAUGCCUUUCGUCACAGAAGAGCUGUGGCAGCGCUUGACGGCGGCGGAUGGCCGCGCGGAAUCGCUGGCGAUGGCCUCGUUUCCGUCCAAGGAAGAUGCGGCUGCUUGGCGAGAUCUCGAUGCUGAAGAGAGCAUGCAGGCUGUGCUCGAUGUCAUGCACGCCAUGCGGUCCCUCAAACACACCCGAAAGACCCUCGUGCCCGACCAUGACGACAACGGGCCCGAUGAUUCGAAUUUGACAAUUCAAUGCACAGACGUGGCUCUGACCGCUCUCCUUCAGCGCAACAUGGCGGACGUACGCUCGCAAUGCCGCACUGGCGUCCACUUGGUCGCGACCGCGCCAUCCGACGGCGCAUACCUGUCCCAGUCGAUUUCGACAUCCUGCCAAGUGUGGAUGCCCUUGCGCGCAACUGCCAACACUUCGGAGCGCGUCGAGGCGGAGCUGGCUCGGUUGUCCAAGCGUCUGGCCAAGGCGGAAAAGACCCAGGCCGGACUCCACGCCAAGGUGACCGACGCGCUGUACACGACCCGCGUGCCCGACGAAAUCCAAGCGCAGGACGCUGAGCGCAUCGAGGCCGCGGUUGUCGAAAUCGCGAGCUUGACGGAAAGCAUCGCGACGCUCCACGCGUUGCGCUCCCAACUCACGGCGACAACGCCCCAGUAGAGCGCUCUCGAAGGAAAAUUUCGUUUCGUUCGUUUCGUCCAUAGUCAUCUUGACUAGAUAUUCUCC